Messenger RNA from Galeopterus variegatus (Sunda flying lemur), 264 nucleotides. It is a transcript of the gene TEX36, whose product is annotated as testis expressed 36. NCBI's taxonomy places the organism in Eukaryota, Metazoa, Chordata, Mammalia, Dermoptera, Cynocephalidae. The record is from RefSeq and is a predicted model, not a curated record. The annotation marks the transcript as partial. The transcript has 3 exons.
AUGGCCAAAGGGAGACGCUUCAACCCACCUUUCCACGAGGAUGGAAGAUGGUUCCCCCACAUUGGACUAAAGCAAAAGACUCCGGAAUCCAUCACCAGUGCUAUGUUAAAAGAGCCCCGUAGUCCACGCUUUUAUCACGAAGUGCAGGAGAAGCUACCGCCAAUAUACAAAGUCCGGGAGAAGCAAGCCGUGGACAGCAACUUCCCCUUCUCUGUGCAUGACAAUCGGCAUAGUUUUGAGAACUCUGGAUGCUACCUUGACUCU